Molecule: messenger RNA, 4504 nt
Organism: Oncorhynchus mykiss (rainbow trout)
Lineage: Eukaryota; Metazoa; Chordata; Actinopteri; Salmoniformes; Salmonidae
Gene: rundc3b
Product: RUN domain containing 3b
Source: RefSeq, a predicted model, not a curated record
CUUCUGUGAAAUCAAACCGUCCACUUAGGAAGCAACACUGAUUGACAAUACAUUUCACAUGCUGUUGUGCAAAUGGAAUAGACAACAGGUGGAAAUUAUAGGCAAUUAGCAAGACACUCCCAAUAAAGGAGUAGUUCUGCAGGUGGCAACCACAGACCACUUCUCAGUUCCUAUGCUUCCUGGCUGAUGUUUUGGUCACUUUCGCAAAUAGCGCUAGUAGCAGAGAUCCAGAUUCAGCACCAUGGAUAGCGGCCAUCGGAACCACCCACGAUCUGACAUUUGAGAACCACAAGACUGGACAGCGGCUGAUACCUCCUGGUGAUCCUGUUGGAGUCAUGUCCAACCUGGUCACCAGGAAGGAUCAGCCAGUCAUGAAAAAUAAAAUGUACUACUUCAAUAUGGAGAUAUCCUCAAUGGCGCUGCCCAUGCUGCCACAGACACUAUAAUGGCACUGAUACAAAGAUGAGUCCUGAAUCUAUCUCUAUGAUUAUUCUUCAAGUGAUUCUCCCAGCUGCCAUUGACGUUGCUCCAGCUUCAGCCAGCCACUGUCCACAGUCUUGAAGUUGGAACUCCCACCAAGUUGACAACAUUAAAAUGGCCCUCAAUGGCGCUGCCCAUGCUGAUAUAGCCUUUUGGCUACUAGAGUCCUCUUUCAUUCUCUAUGAAAUAAUAGGCAACUGGGCCUGUACAGGAAGUAGCCAAAACCUAAACGAACUCUCUUGUUUCAGCUAGCCUGGGUGUCUAUUUCUACUCUCUUGUGAACUCUAAAUGCCAUAACUCCUUAUUGAAUUGGCAUGCCAAGUGUUGGCUUAACAAUGACAGCACUGGAGUUGACAUGAGCACAAACCAAUCUGGUACCAGGGUAUGUUUGGUGUGAAAUAUUUUCAUUAAACCUUUUAGAUGGGUGCAGAUGUAGGAGAGAAUAAAGUACUUUUUUAUACUAUUGGGAUGCACACAUAGAAAGUCUCUUCGUCUCCCAAGACCAUCGAGGUUACCAUCGGUAGCCUAAUUCGCUCUAAACAGGAAUUUAAACCGCUCAGACUUCCCAGCACUUGGUUUGGGCGUUUUAGCACAACCCCGUGACUGUUUCUCUCCCAAAUUACUGGGUGAUUUCUGUUCAUCCAUAUCCCUCUUGCCCUAUAUGUUGACUUUCAACAAACGAGCGAGCGUGCUGGAGUGACGCGGAUAGAGCCCGCGGGCGGUGGCGUACACUGUUGAACCCAACCUGCUGAUUUAAAAGAAACAGGGACAGCAAAUACUGGGCACAUACACUGGGGAGAUACGACUAACUAUGGCGAGGAUGGCGUCACGUAGCCUGGGGCUGCAUGUAGCUCACAAACAGGACGCUGCCAGAAGCGGAGCUGUGGAGAGGAGGAAUCUACUGACUGUCUGCAGGGCUGCGGUUUAUUUUCAUGGCGAGGUGGUGUAUCUCAUCUCCAAGCCAUGGUUGGUGACAGGUUUUCAGUGAAGACGUUGAUUGACCGCUCCUGUUUAGACACGAUAGACGACUCCUCUCCAGAGUUCACCAACUUCGUCUCCAUCCUGGAACAGAUUCUCAGUCACAGACUCAAAGGUCAGACUACGUGGUUUGGUUAUGAGACUCAUCGUAGUUUCUGGGAUUAUGUAAAAGCAGCCUGCAGUAAAGUCUCUCCCAGCUGCAUCCACAGCAUUGAGAGCAUGGAGAAUGUCCGCUCCUCCAGAGCUAAGGGUCGGGCGUGGAUCAGGCUGGUGCUGAUGGAGAAGAGGCUGUCUGAGUACAUCUCCUCCGCCCUGAGGGACUUCAAAACCACCAGGAAAUGGUAUGAGGAUGGGGCCAUCAUGCUAGGUGAGGAGGCGGGGCUGCUAGCAGAUACACUCAUCGGUCUCAACACCAUUGACUUCAGCUUCUGUCUGAAAGGGGAGGGGCUGAAUGGAAGCUGCCCAGCGGUGAUUGACUAUAUGCCUUAUCUGAAGUCGUUUCAGAGAGAGAACAGCAUCAGCAGUGACGAGGAGGAGUUGAGGACCCUGGGGAGCAGCGGCAGCGAGAACAUCACCCCUGAAAAGAUGGCCGCCAGCACUGCGGAGGCCAUCUUAACUGAGCAGAGCAGCUGGGUCUGCAGGUGUAAACGACUCGAGCAGAAAUACCGCAUGGCACUGGAACAGAAGUGUUAUCUGGAAGAGAUGGUUCAUCUGAGAGAGGCCCAGCUGUCUCAAAUGAUUCCUCAGAACAAAGCUCUUCAGCAGAGACUAACAGACACACACCUCUCACACACACUGGAGAAGGAACAACUAGAAUACAUCGUGCUGGAGCUCCAGGACCAACUGAAGAAUUUCCAGAGUCUAGAGCAGCUGUCCCAGACCUCUCUGGAGCCCUCACACACACUCAACCUGGACACUAGACCAGCCAGCUCACACUGGCACCACCAUGGGAAGGAGGACAUCCCCUCUCUGAUAGGUCUGUGUGGGUCUCUGCAGUCAGUAGCCAGCAAUAAGUCCCUGGCCAGCCUGAAGUCCAGUGAGUGUCUAGCCAGCCCCACCACAGAGAUGACCAGUCCUGACCUCACCCCAUCCUAGAACCAGAGACCAAGAGAUCCAGCACAUGGUUUGGAGAAAGAGAGCCAGAUUUGGAUCCUGCAAUUGGAACUUAGCCUUUUUGAAUAACAUUCCACCCCAUCCCCUCCUAAACCCAGAGAUCUAACUUCGUCCCCAGGCUCAAUUGAUGGAUUUACCAGGGAUGCAACACAGGUCGUAGAAUCAUACAACUGUGCAUAGAGAUUUAUUUAUUGGGAUUUCUAUGACUAAAUCACAUGGAAUCUGGAUCCAUGAACUCUGAGUUUUAAAUAAAUAUUGAAGGAACUCAUGGCUCAAAGCAUGGGAGCCGCAGUCAAUCAUUUGGAAUUUACAACCCGGACUGACCCUGGAACCAGCGCUUCAGUAAUCAGUCCUUCAAUGUAAGCGCAGAGCCGUUGGAAAAAACAGGACUGUAUUGACCAGGAGCGACCUCAUGUUUAUUUAAUUGUUUGUUGUAUAUCUGCACUGAUGGGAAAAUAACUGCAUAGUUGAAAGCCAGUUCCGGGUAGGUAUGCUGUAGGUAUACUGUUGUCACCUAUCUUAUGUGUUCAGAUCACUGCAGACCAAGGAGAAAGUCACUUGACACUAUUGGGAUGCAGACCUUUUGUGUCACUUAAAGGACUCCUCAUGAUGUAAACAUGCUCAGCAUCCCAGAGAUUGACAAAACUUGAGGAAUUGCUAUCUUUAGGAUUUAUUUAGGGAGGGGAAAAGAGUGAACGUUAGGGUUUGUUUCUCAAGUGUUAAAGCCUGUAGACUAGUGGUUCUGUUUAUGCCUCUUCAACUUGCAGGUGUUGUUGUCCUGUUACCCUGGCAACUUAAGUGAGCUCUACUAUAGAUGGCCAUGGUGGGUCUGUCUCAGCGGCCAAAAAAUACACCUCAAAGAAUGGACAUAUUUAGGUAUUGUAUUCCUGCCAGAGGACUGGACUAUCCUCAUUAUUUAUAAGUCUUUAGAGUAAUCAUGUUGGAAGUGCCUUGAAAUAUCUAGAGGAGAACACUUGCUUUUGUCUUCUGUUUCUACGGUCAAUCCUCUGGUACCUGACUUGUAGCCAUAAUCAUAUUAUUGAUGGCAUUGAAUGUAUCUCAUAAACUAUCAAAAUGAAGUCGCACACUCCAUAUAUAAACUCCGUCAUUUAUUGGGUAUUUACCAACGUUUCGGCUUCACUGUGCCUUCUUCAGGCAGUGAUGGCGACACGUUGGUAAAUAGCCAAUAAAUUACUGUGAGUUUAUAUAUGGAGUGUGCGACUUUAUUUGCCAUUAGUCAGCACCUCCACACAAACACAUUGUUCUGGGUGUGCGCCAGCGCAAUUUUUUUACAUUUAUUUUUAAAUUGACUGUAUCUCAUCCACAAUCCGUUUUGGAUUUAACCACACAGUGUUAUCUUUAUGCGUCAUAAAGGGUUUGUGUUCUCAGGAAAUGUUUCCUGUCCAACAGGGUUAGGUUGAACCGUUUGGUUAGGUUGAACCGUUUGGUUAGGUUGAACCGUUUGGUUAGGUUGAACCGUUUGGUUAGGUUGAACCGUUUGGUUAGGUUGAACCGUUUGGUUAGGUUGAACAUGAUAGUCUGUAUUGGGAUUGCAUGUUCUGUCUGACUGCGUUGAUUUAUUUUGAUCAGAGGCAUGUAGGGAAAGUGUUCAGGGUGUGUUCUGUCUGUCACUCUCUCACACACACAAACACAGUUAAUUGUAUUGCGAUAUUGCACAUUGAUUUUAUUACUUUGAUUUAUUUAUUUUCUCCUGCUAUUUUGAAUAAACUACUGUACUAAACAAUAUAUUUAGUCUUGUUUUAAAAAAAUUGUAUUCUGUACCUGUGUAUGUUUAGUACAGUAUGUUCAUUCCCCGUGUAUACACAUGGAUCUCCAUGUUUUACCCCUACCAUACCCCUAGCGUUAGAGCGGGAUGUAACGGUUAACUCAGCAGGCCCCGGUCCAAAAUAAAGUCCCUGACAGUAACAUUAAA